UGGAUUUUGCGGAAGGAAUCAUAUUAACGGUGCACAUUAUCACGCUGACAUGAAAUGCCUUAAGAUCGCAGGAGGUUGUACCUUUCAUUCAAUUUAGUUACAAUGUGUGUGCUGUACUAGAGUAUGGUAUUUGUAUUAAUUCACGAUUCACAUUGACUGACUUUAUAAAGCAGUUUGGCAACACCAAAUUGGUAAGGAAAGAUGACGAAAUAGAGGAUACGACUCGGAAGUUCCGGCUAAUCAGCUAGCUAGCCAGUUCAUUUUAUGGUCCAUCCUUAAUGGUCUGGUUCGCUAGAUAGCCAACUCGAAUUGUAGAAAAUAUUUAACUUUGAGAUCACCACGUUGGUAUUUUUUUAUGAAUACCAAAGUCAAAUAAUUUAAAUUAUAUCACCACUCAAAAUGGACAACAGUGUAAAGAGCUCCUCAUCCGAAGGAUCCAUUAUUGACCGAUCUGCACUGGUGUCAGACGAUGGGAAGAAUAAAAAGUCAGUUUUAUGCCAACGUUGCGGAUCCAAGGUUCUCUGUUCAGGAAUGGCUAUUUUUACAGAGAGGGAGAUCUUCCUGCCUUCUAUGCGAAAAAAGACCACCAUCAGCCAAUCAGAGGGCUCUGUGGAUGGGGACACGCUGACCACGCAUUGGUUAGUCGACGACAUGUACACCUUUGAGAACGUUGGCUUUACCAAGGACGUGGGGCGAAUCAAGUAUCUCAUUUGUGCAGACUGUGAGAUUGGACCCAUAGGUUGGCAUUGCUUGGAUGACAAAAAGAGCUUUUACGUUGCUCUGGAUAGGGUCGACCAUGCCUAAAAUGGUCUGUUGUCAGAACUUUGAAAAACAAGAUUUUUGUUUUCUUCUCCAAUUGUAAUUCAUUAUUUUUUCCAUUCAGCGUGGGGUUGGGUGUUUUAUAUAAAACAUGUUUAUCUAACAAAUGAAUACUCUUUACUAUUCUCUUGUUAUUCUGAUAAAAAAUGCUUCUCAUAUGGAUGAAUUCUAUGAAGCUGUUGAUUAAUUCACUACUGUAACUAUAAGCCCUCUGGUGUAGGUGGACUCAAUCUACAUGUGCAUGUGUACGUAUUAUUUUCCAAAUUAAAAAAAUAUUAUUACUGCCCUCGGUUAAUAUUAAUGGAGAUUGAAAUUUGAAUUGAUGUGUUGAACAAUUCGUAAUAUGUUUUGUGCUACAGUAUUAGGUAGGCUACUCGUUAUCAUCUACGAUAGACUUGACCACUCCCCGAGUCUCCCCUGCUGACUAGGGAGGGAGGCUUUUGCUUGAUGAGUUAAAUUAAUUUGUGGUAUAAUAGUCAGUACUGUGGUACUGUUACUAUAGGCAAAGCCACUGUUGCUGUUGGUCAGCAGGAAAGUUUGCCUCCAUACUAACCAUAACAGGAUCAUCACAUCAAGUACCUUUUACAACAAAGUUGCAUUCUUUGUACCUAGUCAUUUUAUAGCAUUGAGCAUAAACCUAAAAAUUAAAUUCGUAUCAUUCAAUCCCAAAGUAAAUCUGC
Molecule: messenger RNA, 1499 nt
Organism: Osmerus eperlanus (European smelt)
Lineage: Eukaryota; Metazoa; Chordata; Actinopteri; Osmeriformes; Osmeridae
Gene: rabif
Product: RAB interacting factor
Exons: 2
Coding region: 400-804 (134 amino acids)
Biological process (GO): small GTPase-mediated signal transduction; post-Golgi vesicle-mediated transport
Cellular component (GO): membrane; cytosol
Molecular function (GO): zinc ion binding; guanyl-nucleotide exchange factor activity
Source: RefSeq, a predicted model, not a curated record